UAAUAAUGGGGGUCGAUUGUCAGGAAGGCGAAUCGGGGGCUUCACUUUCCAUCGGGCCCUCCGCUUUUUUCUCACGGCCUUCCCCCCCCGUCUCUUGUGUGUGGACUGUAUGGACUGCGGGCCUCCACUGUCCUCCCUCCACUCAUACAGUAUCCCCUCCCUCAAAGGCAAACGCCGCUUGGAGACGCAGACCCUGUCACUCGCUGCGGUCAUACGAAAGGCGUCAUUUGGGCCCGAGAAUUCCGCAACCCUUGCGAAGUGCGGUAGUCGGGGGGACAACACAAGCUUGGGGUUACACUGGCACUCGUCGAACCGGCGGACUUAACUGUUAGAGGGGGUGUAAGGCUGGCUCUCCUCUCAGACGACAGCACGUUCUCCAUUCCCAGGCAUAAGACAUAAGCUAUGGCCUCCAAUCACAACAACAACAACAACAACGAGGACCCGACUGACGCCAUCGAGCCCCACUCGGCUAGUUCCUCAACUUCCUCCAUACCCAUACCCGUCAGAAAAGCUACCCCGGAAACGGAGGACGACCACCUAACGGGCGAACUCUCACCAACCAGUACUACUCCGGUGUUGCCGUCAGGCUCGACAAGACUCACUAGAGCGAACUCUUUUGGCAAAGGAAGGCUCAGUGUUCCUCUCUCCAGAAGCUACUAUUCUAGCUCCAAUCCGAGGUCUGACGAGUCAUUCAAUGAAGAUUCGUUAACGCGCUCAGCAGCUGAAAACCGUCAGCAAACCCUUUCAUGGACAUACCGCGAACUACAACUGGCAUCAAGCAAGCCGUCGCUUGAACCCCAGUCCUACAAGGCGGAUACGCGAUCGUAUCGUGUAGGCACGGCUUCCCCGCUGGGGAAAGGCUCGAUGAGUAGCGAGGAACGGGCAGACGAUAUGAAGCGUCCAUCAAAAGGGAAGAGGACGGCGUCAUUUGAUGCCGCUCUGAGUCCGAGCAAACAGGACGCUUUUGCACGUCAGCGACAGGUUUCGCAGCUCAGCGCUCUUCGCCAACUUGCACUCUCGGUAGAGGAGCAAACAAUUGCUGAUGAACAUGAAGGCGAGGGUGAGGACCCAUCCUCCGAAUCGACACCGCUUUUGCAGGAAAACGCAGAAAGGGGCGCACAAAACCAGAAAUGGCUUGCUGGUAGGCAACAACGCAAAGCGUCGCCAAGUCGCCACGCCCCACGAGAGUACGACCACGAUGUCGAGGCAUUACCGAGGCACAUCGCUGCGGAUCGCGGCUCCCGGCGCCACACCUUGACAGGACGAUUCGGCGAUUAUAGCUCGAAGUACCACGCUCAUCUGAAAGCUUUCCGGCCGAGAGACAUUGUGAACUACAUUGGCUUUGUGUUUGCUACUAUGCCCGCGGUCGUUUUGGCUUUAAUUCUCAAUCUGCUGGAUGCGAUGUCCUAUGGUAUCAUCAUUUUCCCUAGCGCGGAUGGUUAUAUACCCGACACUGCUAUUCAAAGUGGCAUUUCCAUGUUUUUGGCGAGUACGGUCAUCUCCCAACUUGUAUAUACCCUUGGUGGAUCUGCUUUCAAAGGAGCCGUUGGAAGCAUGAUGAUUGAAGUCAUGCCCUUCUUGCAUAUAAUAUGCCGGACAAUCCAUUCCGAAAUGCGUGGUUCAAGCAAUCAUGCCAUCCUGGCGACCAUCAUGGUCGCGUACGCCAUGAGUACGCUGCUAACAGGAACCGUAUUCCUCCUCCUCGGAAUCUUCAAACUCGGAAACCUUGUCCAGUUCUUCCCACGUCACAUUCUCGUGGGUUGCAUCGGAGGCAUCGGUUUCUUCCUGCUGUUAACAGGUGUCGAAGUCACCACGGGCAUCACCACCGCAUACACCAUGCAGUACCUGCACGACAUCUUCCAACUCUCCUCGUUCAAGCUUUGGGGCGCAUCCCUGGCACUGGCCAUCUCCCUCAAGUUGAUGCAACGGCGUAUCCACCACGCCCUCUUCGUCCCCAUCUUCUACGUGUGCAUCCCGAUCUUAUUCUACAUCAUCGUCUUCAUCGGCCGUUUCUCCAUCGAGGAUGUCCGGUCCGCGGGAUGGCUUAUCAGUCUCCCUGAGGGCCCACCGGCUAAGUUCUACGAGUUCUGGACCUACUUUGAUUUUGGGGUCGUGGAUUGGGGCGCUAUCCCGGCCACUAUACCGACGCAACUCGCGCUGGCUUUUUUUGGGAUCCUGCAUGUUCCGAUCAACGUGCCAGCGCUGGCCGUGUCGACCCACCAAGACGUUGACCUGAACCGCGAACUCAUCGGCCAUGGAGUCAGUAACCUCGUCUCCGGUCUCUUCGGAACGACUCAGAACUACCUCGUUUACUCCAACUCGAUCCUAUACAUCCGAUCCGGCGGCAAUUCCGUAACCGGCGGCCUCCUCCUCGCCCUAGGCACAGGCGCGGUCUGGAUGGCAGGCGGGAAAGUGAUCGGCUUUGUCCCCACCAUCGUCGUCGGCUCCCUCAUCUUCCACCUCGGCAUCGACCUCCUCAAAGAGAGCGUCUGGGACACGUGGAACACCGGCAUCCACAUGCUCGAAUACAUGACCAUCCUCUCGAUCGUGUCCAUCAUGGGCAUCGUCGGGUUCACUGAGGGUAUCCUCGCGGGAGUCAUCAUGGCGUGUAUCUUCUUUGUCGUGAUGUACGCGCGCCGGUCGGUGAUUCGGUCUACGUACAGUGGCGCGCAGCUUCGGUCGACUGUGCAUCGUCUUUAUAGGCAGCAAGCGUUCUUGGACCAGGUCGGCGACCAGAUCCAGAUCAUUAAAUUGCAAGGGUUCAUCUUCUUUGGAACCAUCAACCAGCUCGACGUUCAUAUCGCGUCGUCCAUCGCGUCGCACUCCCAACUUCGCUUCAUCGUCCUCGACUUUUCCCUCAUCUACGGAAUCGACUAUUCGGCCCUGGAAUCCUUCCACCGUAUCAAGCGCGUGCUGCGUGAGAAGAACAUCCAUCUUGUGUUUGCCGGGCUGUCGACGGUGGGGAGGACGUUGGCGCAGAGUGGGUUGUUUGAGGAGGAGGAGGUUGAGGACGAUCUUAUUAGCGAUUUUCUGAUACAUGCGUUUGAGGAUGUCAAUGAGGCGCUGGAGUGGUGCGAGAAUCAGUUGCUUGUUACGUAUUAUCAUACGAUGACGAGGAAGGAUCUUGUACCCGCUGGUGUUGGCAUGGAAAUCCCAACAAGACACGACAUCGCAGACCGCGUCAACCAACGCAAAGACACAGGCCUCGGCGUAACCCCCCGCCAAGUCGCCGUCCUCAACGCCGCCUCCCUAGUCUUCAAAGAAACCCCCAUAACCCCACCCCCCGCCGCCGAGCACCUCGGCAUCGUCGCCGCGCUCCUCCAAGCCUCGUCCGAACCGCAAGACUUUGACGCAGAACUGCUCCGGUUCGUCGAAUCACGGUUCGAGCGCGUCGAGGCGGUGAAACAUACGGUGUUUUGGAUACCCGGUGAGGAGUCGAGGGAUAUCUACCUUGUGCAGCAGGGGGAGCUUGUGCUUUCGAUACCUGACAAUGAGAGUAGGACGGAUAAGUUGAAGGUUGUGGAGACGUUGUUGCCUGGUGCGAUGGUCGGCGAGCUCGAACUCUUCUCCAACCGCCCACACACCUGCCGCCUCGUCGCCGCAACCGACGUGGUCGUGUGGCGGCUAACGAAGCAGGCGUGCGAUGAAAUGACGGCUGAGAAUCCCAAACUCAUGAUCAAAUUCAUCACCCAGCACGCGCUCGGCUUCGAUGCGACGCGGAUGAGCAACUUCCUGGCCCAUUGGGCGCAGUUGAAGUGA
Molecule: messenger RNA, 3759 nt
Organism: Fimicolochytrium jonesii
Lineage: Eukaryota; Fungi; Chytridiomycota; Chytridiomycetes; Spizellomycetales; Powellomycetaceae
Product: sulfate transporter family-domain-containing protein
Exons: 7
Coding region: 403-3759 (1118 amino acids)
Cellular component (GO): membrane
Source: RefSeq, a predicted model, not a curated record